Gorilla gorilla gorilla (western lowland gorilla) is the source of this 2784-nucleotide messenger RNA. It is a transcript of the gene CSNK1G2, whose product is annotated as casein kinase 1 gamma 2. The transcript has 12 exons. The record is from RefSeq and is a predicted model, not a curated record. Bases 403 to 1650 code for a protein of 415 amino acids. Lineage: Eukaryota; Metazoa; Chordata; Mammalia; Primates; Hominidae. Gene Ontology annotation, molecular function: protein serine/threonine kinase activity; ATP binding. Gene Ontology annotation, biological process: protein phosphorylation.
AGCCGGAGCGGGGGCCCAAGCGGGCACCGGAGCCGGAGCGCGAGCGGGCGCGGGGCCCGGAGCGGGGGUCCGCGUUGCGCUGCUGAGGCCGGGCCGGCCGCCCAGACGCUGCCCGCGGGCCCGGCCACGGCGGAGCCAAGCUGUGAGCCGUGAGCUUUGAGGCGGUGGGACGUGUCAGCAGAAUGUCUCCUGCCCCCGAGAGCGACCCCGAGGCCACUGGGAUGAGCACCGCGGCCUGGCUGGCCCGAACGCCUGCGUCUCAGUAGCUGGGAGCCACGGGCCCCCCGCCCACCGGCCGCGGUGAUGUUCUAGCCACAGAGGAGCCAAGACCUCAGGUUUCCAGAGACUUGGGAUUUGCACGGCAGCAGAGUCACCGUGGAGAGGCCAGGGUAUCACAAACUUAUGGAUUUUGACAAGAAAGGAGGGAAAGGGGAGACGGAGGAGGGCCGGAGAAUGUCCAAGGCCGGCGGGGGCCGGAGCAGCCACGGCAUCCGGAGCUCGGGGACCAGCUCGGGGGUCCUGAUGGUGGGCCCCAACUUCCGCGUCGGCAAGAAGAUCGGCUGCGGCAACUUCGGGGAGCUCCGCCUAGGAAAGAAUCUCUAUACAAAUGAAUACGUGGCUAUCAAAUUGGAGCCGAUCAAGUCCCGGGCCCCGCAGCUGCACCUGGAGUACCGGUUCUACAAGCAGCUCAGCGCCACAGAGGGCGUCCCUCAGGUCUACUACUUCGGUCCGUGCGGGAAGUACAACGCCAUGGUGCUGGAGCUGCUGGGGCCCAGCCUGGAGGACCUGUUCGACCUGUGCGACCGGACCUUCACGCUCAAGACGGUGCUGAUGAUCGCCAUCCAGCUGAUCACGCGCAUGGAGUAUGUGCACACCAAGAGCCUAAUCUACCGGGACGUGAAGCCCGAGAACUUCCUGGUGGGCCGCCCGGGGACCAAGCGGCAGCACGCCAUCCACAUCAUCGACUUCGGGCUGGCCAAGGAGUACAUCGACCCCGAGACCAAGAAGCACAUCCCAUACCGCGAGCACAAGAGCCUGACGGGCACGGCGCGCUACAUGAGCAUCAACACGCACCUGGGCAAGGAGCAGAGCCGCCGCGACGACCUGGAGGCGCUGGGCCACAUGUUCAUGUACUUCCUGCGCGGCAGCCUCCCCUGGCAGGGGCUCAAGGCCGACACGCUCAAGGAGCGGUACCAGAAGAUCGGGGACACCAAACGCGCCACGCCCAUCGAGGUGCUCUGCGAGAACUUCCCAGAGGAGAUGGCCACGUACCUGCGCUAUGUGCGGCGCCUGGACUUCUUCGAGAAGCCCGACUAUGACUACCUGCGGAAGCUCUUCACCGACCUCUUCGACCGCAGUGGCUUCGUGUUCGACUAUGAGUACGACUGGGCCGGGAAGCCCCUGCCGACCCCCAUCGGCACCGUCCACACCGACCUGCCCUCCCAGCCUCAGCUCCGGGACAAAGCCCAGCCGCACAGCAAAAACCAGGCGCUGAACUCCACCAACGGGGAGCUGAAUGCGGACGACCCUACGGCCGGCCACUCCAACGCCCCCAUCACAGCGCCUGCAGAGGUGGAGGUGGCCGAUGAAACCAAAUGCUGCUGUUUCUUCAAGAGGAGAAAGAGAAAAUCGCUGCAGCGACACAAGUGACCCUGGGCGCGUGCAGCCCCCUGAAUCUUCUCCGUGCAGCCCCUUGGGGCGCGACCUUGUGCAAGGCCCUCGGGGCCCACCCACAGCGGCCCAGGGCCAGACCCUGGCUGGAAGCCAGAAAGCAGACUGCAGGGGCCGCGCCUGGCUCAGGCGGCCCCACCCCCGGGACGUGGGGUCACUUCUUUCAUGUAAGACUUUGGCCGAAAUUUCUACACCUGUGUCUAGUUCUCCCCUCCAAGAGCAUUAACUAUUUAAAACAAGGAAAAGAGGAAAAAAAAACAGAGGCCUGCCCUACCCCACUCCUGCCCCUCCGUUUCUUUGCUGAAGUGAGUAGUGUGAUCCUGGAGGCCCCCCGGCCUGGCCCCGCCCCGCCAGCCGCCCCCGUUAGCGUCAUAAAGUCCAGCUUGUCUCCCUCGAUCCAAAGGCCGUUUUCUCGAGGGGAGGGCAGGCCCGGCCUGGAGGGGUGCUGUGGAGCUGUCUUGCCCAGGCCCUCCUGGGAGGGGGACAGGCAUUGCUGCCAGGGGUGAGGCCGUGCCCCAGGCCUCCCCGAAACCAAAGGGGAAGGCAGGGGUGGGGCCGUGGCUGAAGCCGGCUCCCCAACCAAAAUGCUGCACCAAAGCUCGGGCGCCGCGGGCACGGCCACUGCAUUCUCUUCCCAGCCUGGCCCUGGCAAGGGGCGGGUGGGCGCUGCCAGGCGGGUGCUUCUCGACGCACUUGCUCCCGGAGGCUGCGCCCCGGCGCCUGGAACCCGAGGUGGGAGGACCGGCUGGUGUCACCCUGCUCGGCCCUGGGCCCUGCUGCGUGGGGCGCGUGGGCACGGAGCUUCCUGCCUCUCUGCUCCGACACCCGGCAAGCAGCCGGAGACAAAACGCCUUAAAGCCCCCGGCCCAGCCCUGCAGGUGUAUUGCAGGGGCCUGGGGGCGGUCCUGGACUGGCGGGCGGUUCCCCAGUGGGGUGCCCUGGAGGCUGCCGGGCAGAGUGGAGCAGCUUGGGGCCGUGCCCAGGGCGGUGUUUGUGAGUCUAGUUUUUGCUUUACCAAGUGUACAGAAAUGGCAUUUACGUUUCUCUGAUGCUCCCUUGAAGCCAUAGAAUUUAGGGGCUUUUUUAAAAAAAUAAAAGAAAAAUGAAACCAAA